This is a messenger RNA of Entelurus aequoreus (snake pipefish), 3183 nucleotides long. RefSeq names its product transcription factor MafG. The transcript is spliced from 3 exons. Gene Ontology annotation, biological process: regulation of epidermal cell differentiation; regulation of transcription by RNA polymerase II. Gene Ontology annotation, molecular function: DNA-binding transcription factor activity, RNA polymerase II-specific; RNA polymerase II cis-regulatory region sequence-specific DNA binding. The coding region runs from base 112 to 600 and encodes 162 amino acids. NCBI's taxonomy places the organism in Eukaryota, Metazoa, Chordata, Actinopteri, Syngnathiformes, Syngnathidae. The record is from RefSeq and is a predicted model, not a curated record. Gene Ontology annotation, cellular component: nucleus.
UUAAUGUUUUCCGUCGCUUCGAGAAGAGGACACUGAGAGCUUCUAGUUGAAGAAAACGUCACUCCCCGAGUCAGAUCAGCCAGCAGUACAGGUGGACGUGGUUCUCGUGGCAUGACUACUCCAAACAAGGGAAACAAGGCCCUAAAGGUGAAGCGGGAGCCAGGAGAGAAUGGCACCAGCCUGACCGACGACGAACUGGUGAGCAUGUCGGUGCGGGAGCUGAACCAGCAUCUACGGGGUCUGUCCAAGGAGGAGAUCCUGCAGCUGAAGCAGCGGCGGCGCACGCUAAAGAACCGGGGCUAUGCCGCCAGUUGCCGGGUGAAGCGCGUCACCCAGAAGGAGGAGCUGGAGAAGCAGAAGGCUCAGCUGCAGCAGGAAGUGGACAAGCUGGCCACGGAGAACGCCAGCAUGAAAGUGGAGCUGGACGCUCUGCGCUCAAAGUACGAGGCCCUGCAGAGCUUCGCCAGGACUGUGGCUCGCAAUCCCGUCACCUCGGCCCGCGGCCCUAUGGCCUCGGUCAUCGGCCCCUUCAUACCCGGUAAAGUGGCCGCCACCAGCGUCAUCACCAUCGUCAAAUCCAAAACAGAGGCUAGGUCGUAGUAGCGGGAUGACGCCUCCGAUAGUCAGUGCAUUGUAACAUACAGCAUUCCAGUCUUCAAAAUGGCAAUAUUGGCUUACUGUUCAAUUAGUGCAGUUAUUGAUUAGAGGGACAACCCGAGUCACUAUGUAUGUCUCACAGCUGGUACAAUCCUAAAUAAUAAAAGGCUGAUAAGAGACUAUUCCUCGCCCGAUUGAGCAAUAUCCUGACAAAGAAAGGAAAACCUUGCAAUUGUUAUUAUGCACUGACUCACAACUCUGCAGAUCUCUUUUUACAACAGCCCCAAAAUUCAUCUUUUGGUCUUUCAGGAAAAAUAGGCGCGACGCUUUUUUCCAAAUCUUAGCGUUCAUCUCUGCCCUGUGACAGCAUUUAACAAACUAGUCAUGACAGAUAUGACCGGUAGAUGCAAUAAUACGUGUAUGCACUGAAAAUACAAAGAGGUUAAGGAAAAAAAAAAGACAAAAAAAAAAGGAUCACUUGUUGCAGAUGGGAUGCAACCCUUGAAUGUUCUUACAGUUCAAUCUGCUCAUAAAGACAAUAUGUGGAGUUUAGUUUGAAAGAUGCAUUUUUUUUUUUAGGUAUUUACAUGUCGACAGGGCCAUACAAAAAAAAAACAUAUUUCACAAGCUUUACUGUUUUAAUCGUUAAGGUGUGGAAAUCUUUGUCUAAUGUUAACUUAUUGUUUUUUGUUACCGGGUAGAAUACCGUCUGUUUAUAGAAAUGUGGGAAAACUGUGUAGAGGAGAAAAAAUCUGUGACUUGUUUUUUAUUUUAUUUUGCAAUUGUACCGAAAGUGGCUUACUAUUGAAGUCUGAUAGCUUUUUUCUAGUGACUAUAGGCGCGUACUGUGAGGUAGCGCGUGACGUGACGUGUUAAGUGACAAGUUGGCAGUGUCGUUCACUGUAUAGAUGUCAAUGCUGUGCUAUUUUAAAACAAGUCUGUAGAAGCUAAACUUAGGUGGUGUAAACAAGGUCAACUGUCGUCGUGGCAUCUGUGAUAUCCUCCUCUUGCUUCUUCCGUGGUGUUAGUUUACAAAGCGACGUUGUCAUUCGGAUGGAAGAAAUGCUGCAUUUUAGUAAUAAUAGGAAUUUUUUCCCCACUUCUGAAAUUUAAAGUGAUGCCGCCGUUCAUUGCUGCUGAAUCAAAAAGCAUGUACCUCCAUUUUUUUCGGUUUUUGUAAGGAAACAGGAGUUCAGCACAUUCAGUCAGAGGUUCUCCCAACCUGUUACUGUUUUUUUUUUUUUUAAACAAUUGAAUUAAUAUGACGUUUCAUCAAAGUGUGUAAUCAAAUGUCCAAUCCGUAUUGGAGAUACAUGCUUUUUAAUGGACAGCAAUGUGUCCAUUUUAUAAUAGACUUAAUCAAAUAUUUAAGUCAAGGGUUGUAAUAGGAAAAAAAUGCAGAAAAUGUAUUUAAUUUAAUUGGACAUUUUCUGGACUUAUUUCAUGGGAAAUUUAGAUGGGGAUUUUUUUUUUAAUGCUAAAUAAGAGUUUGAUGGGAAUUAACCAAGUUAAUAGUAAAUGUCAAAAAUAUCUAUCAAUGAUUCUUUCACAGAAUAACUAAUAAUAUGAUACUGCAGAGUAGAAAUUGUACCAAGUUUCUAUCUUACAUUAUUUUAAACUUAUUAUUCUGAAAAAAAUGAAGUCCCCUCUUGUACUUUAGAUUUACCAGUCAAUUUGUAUUUUCGUUCAAUGGGAUGUGUAAAAAAAUAUUUUAAAUUUAUGAAUGGCUCUUUUCAUAGAACAACUAAAAUAGAACAUGGAAUAUUAAAAUAUGAAAUGAUAAUGUGACACUUUGUAUUUAAAAUGAUUUGAUAUUAUUGUAAAUUCAUUGAAGUCCCCUGUCUUCCUUCGCCACAUCGCCCUUCAAUUAUUGCAGUUUAUCCACAUUGUGGUUAUUUUGGGGAUAUUUAUUUAUUUUUUGAAAACAUAUUCCAUAAUUUUUUGGUCCUUGAUAAAGCAUUUUCAAGCAUAAACAUGACCAAAUAAGCUAAAGAUAUCAAUACUACAGUAGUAUAAGUUGCCAAGUGGGCUCUCAUAAUGUUGAAAACCAUAUUUAGAAAAUGUUAAAUAGGUUGUGUGAAGCUAUUUAUUGGCAAACAACAGUGUUUACUCUUUUUAAAUCAAAAUGACAAAAGAAAGUACCCAAAUGACCCUGAUCAAAAGUUUACAUACCCCAGUGACUUUGAUCUGAUAACAUGCACAAAAGUUGACACAAACAGGUUUGAAUGGCUAAUCAAGGUUCCAAUCCUCACCUGUGACCUGUUUGUUUGUAAGUAAUGUGUGUGUAUAAAAGGUCAGUGAGUUUCUGGGCUUCUGACAGACCAUUGCAUCUUUCAUCCAGUGCUGCACAGAUGUUUCUGGAUUCUGAGUCAUGGGGAAGGCAAAAUAAUUGUCAAAGGAUCUGCGAGAAAGGGUAAUUGAACUGCAUAAAACAGAAAAGGGGUAUAAUAAGAUAUCCAAGGAAUUGAGAAUGCCAAUCAGCAGUGUUCAAACGCUGAUUAAGAAGUAGAAAAUGAGGGAUUUAGGUAGACCAGCAAAUAUUUCAGCCACAAAAAUCCACAAAUAACUUCAGCUGAAAUACAGGAC